AACAUCUACGAUCCAUUUGUAUUCCUACACGCAGCCCACCACCACCUGCAAUAGCCUCUACUAUGGAAUGAUGGGAUCGACAAAACCAAUUAUUAGAGUUCCUGAAUUUCCGAUCAUCUUCUUCAUAGUUGUUCUGAUCAUCAGUUUCAUCAGAACGAGUACUUCUCAAGCACCAAUCUACGUUGGAGAUGACUGCCAUAACAAAACCCAGCAAGUUCUUACAUCUUCAUACAAAGCUAACCUUAACCAGCUUCUCUCAUCGCUCGCCACCGACGCAGCCACAAGCAAAGGCUACAACCAUACGGCCGUCGGCACCGCCACCAGCGCUGUCUACGGCCUCUAUGACUGCCGCGGUGAUGAUGCCGGAUACUUCUGCCAGUUCUGUAUCACCACUGCCAGUAGAGAGGUUCUCCAACGUUGUCCCAAUCAAUCUUCCGCUGUAAUAUGGUACGACUUCUGCAUCCUCCGAUACUCUAACAAGAACUUCUUUGGGAACGUGACAACUAGCCCAUCGUGGCAUGUCGUCGGAGCAAAGACGGUGUCAGAUCCGUUAGAGGGGAAGAAGGCGGAGAGUUUCAUGAGAAGUCUAAUACAAACAGCGACAGAAGACCCAGAGGAAUUGGGUGCUAGAGGAGAGUUUGAUUUGGGUGGAGGAAGAAAAAGGUAUGCAUUGGUUCAGUGUAGCAGAGACCUUAACACUGAAGGUUGCAGACAAUGCUUGGAGGCUAUGCUGGAUAAGGUUCCUCAGUGUUGUGAGCACAAGCUAGGAUGGCAGGUUUUGGCUCCAAGUUGUCUGAUUAAGUACGACGAUUUCAUGUUUUAUCAAUCAACCACUUCCUCUAAUUCUAAUUCUUCUACAGCCCAUAAUGGUGCUAGGAAGUCAAAAGCCUUGAUCAUAAUCAUAACUGUAUCAGUGGCCAUGGCUAUAUUAAUUUUGUCUCUGUUGAUCUUUUGGUGGAGGAAGACUAGAAAUGAUAAUAUGCCGUUGGAGAACACUCCUAUAUUUUACGGCCUUUCUGAAAGAGAGACUUCACUGAACUCAGACCUUCCCACAAUCCCUUUAGUUGUGAUUCAACAAAGUACGCAUCAAUUUUCAGAAGCAUUUAAAUUGGGAGAAGGUGGUUUUGGUCCCGUUUAUAAGGGGACAUUGCCAGAUGGGAGGGAAAUUGCUGUGAAAAGACUUUCAAAAACUUCAGGUCAAGGUUCAAAGGAGUUCAAAAACGAAGUGAUAUUCAUAGCAAAAUUACAACAUAGAAACCUUGUGAGACUCUUGGGCUGUUGUAUAGAGGAAAAUGAAAAGCUACUUAUAUAUGAGUACCUGUCUAAUUCUAGCCUUGAUUUCCACCUUUUCAAUGAUGAAGAGAAUAGGAAGAAACUAGAUUGGAAACGCAGACUGAAUAUUAUUAAUGGGGUUGCAAGAGGACUUUCAUAUCUUCAUGAAGACUCUCGACUUAGAGUAAUUCACAGAGAUUUGAAAGCUAGUAAUGUUCUUUUGGACAAUGAGAUGAAUCCUAAAAUAUCAGAUUUUGGACUAGCAAGAGCUUUUGAUGGAGGCCAAAAUCAAGGAAUAAAUACAGGCCGAGUAAUGGGUACUUAUGGAUAUAUGGCCCCAGAAUAUGCUAUGGAAGGAUUAUUUUCAGUAAAAUCAGAUGUUUUUAGCUUUGGGGUUCUUCUACUUGAAAUCAUAUGUGGAAAAAGGGUGAGAUCUUUCCACUUCUCUCAACAUCGUCAAAGCCUUCUAAUUUACACUUGGAGUCUAUGGUGUGAUGGAAAAUGCUUGGAACUGAUGGACCCAAUUCUGAAAGAUUCAUACGUAGAAAGCGAAGUUUUCAAAUGCAUACACAUUGGCUUGCUUUGUGUCCAAGAAGAUGCAAAAGAUAGACCAACAAUGUCUGGUGUUGUAGUUAUGCUUGCAAGUGACACAAUGACCUUUCCCAAGCCUAAUCAUCCUGCAUUUUCACUAGGAGGAAUGGGCCCAGAAGAUUCAUCUACAUCAAAAAAUUCCGAAGAUGAUCCUUCAGUUAAUAAGGUGACAAUGUCUAACGUCACAGCUAGGUGAUGAUGACAACACCAAUCUAUGAAGGGAGAGAUAACGAGAGUAGUGAGAUCUACCUAACCUGAUCAAGAUUAGAUUUUUCCAUCCCUCUCUUUAUCUUUCUUCAACUAUAUUGUGAAGAUGUUAGAGUCUGGAAGGACAUUUAAUUAGCCAUGAUGUUUUUGAUGGUGAUGAGGAACUAUGGCUUCAAGGUUUAGACAAGUUAGAGUGAAUCAAAUAGGUCCAUGCUUGCUUCUAUUGAAGAAUUUUUUAAAAGAGAAGACAGCCUAUAUCAUUCAUGUUGAACUAAAGUACAUAUGUCUAUGUACGCAUGUAUAUGAAUGACAUAUUCAAUGUGUGUUA
Molecule: messenger RNA, 2398 nt
Organism: Prosopis cineraria
Lineage: Eukaryota; Viridiplantae; Streptophyta; Magnoliopsida; Fabales; Fabaceae
Product: cysteine-rich receptor-like protein kinase 44
Exons: 8
Coding region: 68-2059 (663 amino acids)
Biological process (GO): protein phosphorylation
Molecular function (GO): ATP binding; protein kinase activity
Source: RefSeq, a predicted model, not a curated record